Molecule: messenger RNA, 948 nt
Organism: Laccaria bicolor S238N-H82
Lineage: Eukaryota; Fungi; Basidiomycota; Agaricomycetes; Agaricales; Hydnangiaceae
Exons: 11
Coding region: 1-948 (315 amino acids)
Source: RefSeq, a predicted model, not a curated record
AUGACGACGGCGUCCUCUUCGUUCCUCUUCGUCCUCGUAUUUUCUGGUUUCUUGACCUCUGUAAACGCCCACGUCGGAGCUUGGCAUAAAGGAAUGUACUGCCUCAAGGGUAACGUCCAAGGUGUUGAUGAUCGACAGACCAACGCUGCUUUUCAACCAAUGUACAAGUUAACCAAGCGGGAGUGGUGGUUUCAUCACAUCAACAAUUGCGACGAAUUCCCUCCUGCGCCGGGCGAUUUUCUCGAACUACCCGCAAACGGCACUGUCACCAUCGAGCACGCCGUCAACCGCGUCUUCACCACAGUGGCCCCCGACCCAGUGCUUGGAACCUUCGUUGACGGGAAGGAGCACCCAGGUCUAGGCUUUACGGACGAGGGAAAAGACGGAGGUUGUAUUGUCGAACCUAAUAUCCACACACAGAACGAAACCAUGGCGGCCGGAACUGCUUUGGCGAUAUCCUAUACUUCUGACUUGACCAAGGUCACUCCCGAGAACCUCGUCGUCUUCAGCGUGCUCUACAACACGCCUUGGCGCCGGAUCGCCAAUUUCGCUGUUCCGGACCUGCCUGCUUGUCCGCCUGAGGGAUGUAUGUGUGCCUGGGGUUGGAUACCUAACGGAUGCGGAGAACCUAACAUGUACAUGCAAGGUUUCAAAUGUCGCGUAACAAACGCGUCGCCUGUUGCUAGUCGCAUGGUCGGCCGUGCUAAGCCACCUGUGUGGUGUGCAGGCGACCCUUCGAAAUGUGUAAAAGGGCCUAAACAGGUACGUGAUCUUGGCCGCAUGCCUUCAUCCCAGUGUUCGACCGGUAUCCAGAUGCUUUACUGGAACCAACUUGAAGGAAACAAUAUUGAGGUCACGGGAUACAACGCAGCAGGGCAGCCAAACUUUCCGGGGUAUAAUAUGAAGUGUGGAUUUGAGAAUGGUGCCCAGAACGACAUCUUUUUAUAA